AUGGCACUAAUUUCUGAUGGUUUUCUAAUGGUUGGAUUCAGUCCAGUUGCCUCUGUUAUAGCUGAUGCAUUUAAUUGUGAAAAAAUUAUAGUUGACGCUCAAUGUCUCACAUUUUUAGUGAUGUUUGUUCCUUGUAAUUUCUUAGUCAUCUAUGCACUUAAUAAACAUGGCUUGAGAUUUUGCGUAAUUAUUAUUUCAGUUAACUAUUAGUUAUUAAUUGGUGCGGUUCUAAGUAUUAUUGGUUGCUGGUUGAGAUUACUUGUUCAAAUUUCUGGAAAUAUUUACUUAAUGUUUCCAGGCACAAUUUUAUGUUCAAUGGCUUAAGUAUUUUUCCUAAACACUGGGAGUAGACUUGCUACUGUCUGGUUUGGAGACAAGGAAAGAGCUCUAGCAACUGCUGUCGGAGGACUGUCACUGCCAAUAGGGUGCGUUUUGGGGUUUAUAGUCCCUGCUCUUUUCUUUGGAGGUGAAGGAGAUAAACAAAAAGUUUUUUACAAAUAUAUUCUAGUUCAAAACAUCAUAGUAACUGUGUUAAGCCUUCCAAUUAUUUUUGUAGCAAAGGAUAAGCCAAGUUUACCUCCAUCCAUAUUUGGAGCAACAUUUAUUUUCUUUGGAGUGGUAGGAUCCUUUAUUUUUGGAAUUUUACUUGAUAAAUAUGCAAAGUAUAAGCUAGUUACAAACCUUAUUUCAUCCUUAGCAUGUCUUUCUUUAGCACUUGCAUUUUGGACUCUUCCCUCUUCAAACGUUAUCCUAUUAACAGUAAAUCUCGCAUUUAUUGGAUUCUUUAUUACUCCAAUCAUCCCAAUAGGCUAUGCUUUUGCAGUUGAGUUGACAUUUCCUGUACCUGAAUCCAUUUCAAAUGGAAUGAUGAACAUGGUUUGCUAAAUUUAUGGCUCAGCAAUGGGAGCUUUCUCCUCACACAUCAGUUCGUCAGAUGGCAAAACUGGUCCAAUUAUUGUGAUAGGAAUAUUUCUAAUUACGUGCAUGAUAGGCUCAAUAUGCACCUUUUUCAUUAAAGAAGAUUUAAAGAGACUUAAUCCAGAAAUAAAAAAUCAAUUUAAUACUUAUGUCAGUACAGACAUCACAAUAACUUGA
Stylonychia lemnae is the source of this 1095-nucleotide messenger RNA. NCBI's taxonomy places the organism in Eukaryota, Ciliophora, Spirotrichea, Sporadotrichida, Oxytrichidae. The record is from the annotation of a GenBank genome assembly.